Messenger RNA from Myodes glareolus (Bank vole), 2662 nucleotides. NCBI's taxonomy places the organism in Eukaryota, Metazoa, Chordata, Mammalia, Rodentia, Cricetidae. The record is from RefSeq and is a predicted model, not a curated record.
UAUUAUACCAGUCAAUAACAAGUAAGCUCAUUUAUUUUGGAGAGACAGGUAUACAAGUCAGUCUUAUGUCAUUUUUCAACCUCCCAAAAAUCUCUAGACAUUUAUCAUGUGUCAAUUACUUAAAAACAAAUCCCAAAAAUUAAGCAUUCUAUUUUGCUUAUUUAGCAUUUUUUUAUAUUAUUGUGCAAUCAGAUAUCUACGCCUGGUCUUCAAACAACACUUAGAUGCUUUCUGACAUUCUACUCUACAUUUACUCUGGGAAAUCUUUGGAUCUAUUCUAAAUACCCGCAUUCAGAAUGAGGAGUAUCAUGGCAAAAGCCCUAAAGCUCCCAGGAAUGAAUGAAUUACUAUUGCUGUUGGAAAGAAGGACCCUUCAAUAUCCACACAGCAUAUAGCAUCCUCAAGGGGCAAGGCCUAAAGAACUGGAUUUGGAUGCCUUACCCGACAGAGAUCUUUUCCUCUACAAUGCCCACCAUGUGGCUCAACACCUCCUCCUCCCCUUUCCUACUCACUGGCUUCCCAGGUCUGGAGAAGACCCAUCACCUGAUCUCUCUCCCACUGCUGAUGGCCUAUAUCUCCAUACUGCUUGGCAAUGGCACCCUUCUUUUUCUCAUUAAGGAUGACCACAACCUCCAUGAGCCCAUGUACUAUUUCUUAGGUAUGUUGGCUGCUACAGAUCUUGGAGUAACAUUGACCACCAUGCCCACAGUGCUGGGUGUACUAUGGUUAAAUCACAGGGAGAUUGGCCAUGCAGCCUGCUUCUCUCAGGCCUACUUUAUCCACACUCUCUCUAUUGUGGAGUCAGGGGUCUUGCUCGCCAUGGCCUAUGAUCGUUUCAUUGCCAUUCGCAACCCAUUAAGAUACACCACCAUCCUUACUGACACUAGGGUAAUACAGAUUGCAGUGGGUGUAUUUAUUAGGGCUAGCCUAUCAAUCAUGCCAAUAAUCAUUCGCCUGCAUUGGUUUCCCUACUGUCGAUCCCAUGUACUCUCUCAUGCUUUCUGUCUACACCAAGAUGUCAUCAAGCUAGCCUGUGCUGACAUCACAUUCAAUCGUCUCUAUCCAGUUGUGGUUGUAUUUGCAAUGGUCCUGCUAGAUUUCCUGAUCAUCUUUUUCUCCUACGUUUUAAUUCUCAAGACUGUCAUGGGCAUUGCCUCUACAGAUGAGCGGGCCAAGGCCCUCAACACAUGUGUCUCCCAUAUAUGUUGCAUCCUGGUCUUCUAUGUCACUGUGGUUGGUCUGACCUUUAUUCACAGGUUUGGAAAGCAUGUGCCUCAUGUGGUUCACAUCACAAUGAGCUACAUCUACUUCCUUUUCCCCCCUUUUAUGAACCCUGUCAUCUAUAGCAUUAAGACCAGACAGAUUCAGAGUGGUUUACUUCGCUUAUUUUCCCUGCCUUGUUCUAGAACACGACUCUGACUAACAGAUCUUGGAGUGUGGAAAUAGUGACAGCACUGCAGGCAUAAGUACCCACACGAAAUAUUUUAGUAGAAAUCUACUAAGGCCUCUGCUAUUUGAUUGUUAUUUAUUGCUGAUUUGAUAUGAUGCAUUCACAAUACUAAAUGCUAUGUCACGUGAUCACUCUGAUGUUAACUGUUUUCCUAAAGUGGUUUUUACCAUUUGUUGAGCUUUUGAUACAAGAUAUGCACAUACAUUUAUGACCUUUGAAACUAAAGUAUAGGUCAUCCUUGUUUGAUUCAAACCCAGAAUUCUCAAUUUGAUCCCCAUGCAUUGGCCUUCCUACAACUAGGGCUAAAGUGUUCAGUAAUUAUGCUCACAUGGACCUGGUUAAUGGUUAUGGAAAACUAUCUUGAGUAAAAUGAGCCAAACAAAGACCUCAGUUCAGGAUUAUUGACUUAGAAAUAGAGUACCCAUAAAAAGUCUGCUCAGUUUCAAUUUUCACUUAUAUUUACCAAAUAAUAAUAAUAUCAAUAAUAAUAAUUUUAAGACAGAAAUAUAAUCUUAGUCCAAAUAACAUUAUCUUGUAAAGUGGGUCCUAGGUACUGCUGAAGACAUAGGUAUUAAAAUGAUAUAAAAAUGUUAUCUGGGGAUCAGCAUGGUUAACACUAGAUGAGAGGUCCUGAUACACAGAAUUCCAGAGCACAGCAUGGCUGAUCAUUUGUCUGGGAUGGGAAAGCUAGGAAAAGACGGAGUCGGUGGAUAUUACUGGAAGAGAAAUGUGUUUUUUCUUUCCCCAAAUAUUCUUUAGAAUUUAUUCUGAUCACUUGUAGGCUUGAGGGAAAGGUGCUUGAGAUUUAUUCCCUCUUAAAGAACCAAUAUCUAUGAUUCAAAAGGUUACUUUAAAUUUUCCACAAAAAAUCUCCUGAGAAGACUACAGACAUAAAAUACUAGGAUAGCACAUAACCAUCCCACGACACAUCUCCCAUCUCAAUCUCUGGGCCCCGUCACACUAGUCUUCUGAUUGCAUCAACUCUCUCACACACAAAAGGUAGAAUUUUUUAGAACUUCUGGGAUUUCUCAAUGCCUUAGAGAAAAGAAAAACAAUAACAUCUUUACAGAAGUUUCCAAGCCACACAAUUUGUAUCUGAUUCGCCAAUAAACUGUUCUUGCUUUACAUUGUAUUUCCACAGUGUGGCUCUGUGAUUGGAUUUUGUGUAAAAGUUGGGUUUCUCCUUUCAUAUUUCCAAGAGCUUGUUCUUUA